AUGGAAAAUGAGGAUGAUGAAAAUUCAGUUGAAAUCAUUCCAGAAUUGGAUGAUUAUGUCCUAUCAAGGGAUAAAGUGAGGAGAGAAAUUAAACCUCCCACAAGGUAUGCCCAUGCUGAUAUAAUUGCUUAUGCUCUUAAUAUUGGAGAUUCAAUAGAGCAUGAAGAACCUGUUAGUUAUCAAGAAGCUUGUUCCAGUAAUUAUAAAACUAAUUGGUUAAAGGCAAUAAAGGAAGAGAUGGAAUCUCUUCAAAAGAAUAAAACAUGGAUUGUUGUAAAUAAACCUAAAGAUCAAAAGGUUAUAGGCUGUAAAUGGAUAUUCAAAAGAAAGCCAGGUAUCCCAAGUGUAGAACCAGCCAGAUUUAAGGCUAGGGUAGUUGCCAAGGGUUUUUCCCAAAGAGAAGGCAUAGACUACUAUAAAGUGUUCUGCCCUGUAGUAAAGCAUUCCUCUAUAAGAAGGAUUCCAAGUCAAGAUCUCACACAAUUUGAUGAACCAAUUCAUGACAAUUUCCCUGAUGAGCAACUGUUUAAAGUGAAUGUUAUUCGUGCAUCAUUUGUUGUCCCUUGGUAUGCCGACAUUGCGAACUACCUGGCAACUGGUCUGAUCCCAGACCAUUGGAGUAAGCAAGAUAGGCAUAAAUUCUUCAGAAAAGUCAGAACCUUCUUUUGGGAUGAGCCCUACCUCUUCAAGUAUUGUCCUGACCAAAUCAUCCGUAGAUGCAUACCCGAUCAUGAGCAACAAAGUGUCAUUAAUUUCAGUCAUACUCUUGCAUGUGGAGGCCAUUUUUCUGUCAAGAAAACAGUUGCAAAAAUUUUUCAGAGUGGAUUUUAUUGGCCGACACUGUUCAAGGAUGUGUACAAGUUCUGUUCAAAUUGCGAUCGAUGUCAAAGGUUAGGAAGUCUGUCAAGGAGAAACAUGAUGCCAUUACAUCCGAUCCAAGUGUUAGAAGUUUUUGACUGUUGGGGUAUGGAUUUUAUGGGCCCAUUUGUCAAUUCAUUUGGUCAUGAAUAUAUCUUACUUGCUGUUGACUAUGUGUCCAAAUGGGUAGAAGCAAUUCCUGUAGUUAAGUUUGAGCAGGCUUUAGAUUUGGUCAAUAUUCUUCUAACGUAG
Messenger RNA from Diospyros lotus (date-plum), 1110 nucleotides. RefSeq lists its product as uncharacterized. Gene Ontology annotation, molecular function: nucleic acid binding. NCBI's taxonomy places the organism in Eukaryota, Viridiplantae, Streptophyta, Magnoliopsida, Ericales, Ebenaceae. The transcript has 3 exons. Bases 1 to 1110 code for a protein of 369 amino acids. The record is from RefSeq and is a predicted model, not a curated record.